Paraglomus brasilianum is the source of this 137-nucleotide messenger RNA. NCBI's taxonomy places the organism in Eukaryota, Fungi, Glomeromycota, Glomeromycetes, Paraglomerales, Paraglomeraceae. The record is from the annotation of a GenBank genome assembly.
CAGAUGGAACGGAGGAUGAGUUGAUAUUUGAUAGUGAGAGAUUAGAUGACAUUAACGUUGAUCAAACCGACAAGGAGAAUGAUAUUUUCGUAGAUGAUGAUUAUGAAGAAGUGGAUGGUUUUAGGAAUAUAUGGUAA